This is a messenger RNA of Pungitius pungitius (ninespine stickleback), 4280 nucleotides long. It is a transcript of the gene arhgap10, whose product is annotated as Rho GTPase activating protein 10. NCBI's taxonomy places the organism in Eukaryota, Metazoa, Chordata, Actinopteri, Perciformes, Gasterosteidae. Bases 456 to 2750 code for a protein of 764 amino acids. The transcript is spliced from 23 exons. The record is from RefSeq and is a predicted model, not a curated record. Gene Ontology annotation, molecular function: protein binding; GTPase activator activity. Gene Ontology annotation, biological process: signal transduction. Gene Ontology annotation, cellular component: cytoplasm.
UUUUUUUUUUGUACAUGGACCCAUAUGUCAGCAGAGUUUCUCAAUCUGUCACUUUGCUAGGUGGAGUGCCUUUGGCGGAGGAAAGAGAAUCUGGACACAGCUACCAUGACUGUCCGACAACUCCUGUGAACCGACUUCCGAAGAAAGCGUCACCCGUCAGCGUAUUGCUAUCACCUUUAAACCGUUGAACCGGCUAGCUCCUCUCUCCCGUUUUUUUUGACAACUGUGGAGCAACACUCACGCGCCCGUGUCAGAAGUUGCCAUGCUAACCGCCGUUAGCUGCCGCCGCGUUACGUUGCUAUGUUUUCUCUGUGAGACUUGAAAACCGCCUGCGGAAACGAGCGCUUAUUUUAUAGAAACGGCUAGCUUUUUUUUUUUUAACUUCAAGGUUGUAGUGUCAUUACUACCGUUUUUUUUUCGUUCUUGAAAACAAAGCUUUUCAAUCUGUCACAGACAUGGGACUACACCCGCUGGAGUUCAGUGAGUGCUAUCUGGACAGCCCGAGUUUCAGGGAGAAAAUAAAGUCACACGAAGCGGAACUGGACAAAACCAACAGAUUCAUCAAAGAACUGUACAAAGAUGGGAAGAACCUCAUCAAUGCAACGAAGCAGCUUGGGAUGGCACAGAGAAAGUUUGCCCAGUGCCUGGGAGAGUUUCAGUUUGAGUACAUCGGCGAUGCAAAGACUGAUGAUGAGAAAUGCAUCGAUGACUCUUUGCAAGAGUUCUCCUCAUUUCUCAAAAACCUCGAAGACCAAAGAGAGCUGAUGAUGAGAAACAUCACAGAAACAUUAAUGAAACCCCUCGAGAAGUUCAGGAAGGACCAGCUUGGUACAGUAAGGGCGGAGAGAAAGAAGUAUGAGAAAGAAACAGAAAAGUACUACAGCUCUCUGGAGAAGCUUCUGAAUAUGUCGGCGAAGAAGAAAGAGCCCCAGCUUCAAGAGGCAGACAUCCAGGUGGAAAACAUGAAGCUGCACUUUCAGGAGGAGUCACUGACCUAUGUGUGCAAACUGCAGGAGAUCCAGGAGAGAAAGAAGUUUGAGUGCGUGGAGCCGAUGCUGGCGUUCUUUCAGACGGUCUUCACCUUCUAUCACCAGGGCUUUGAGCUCGCCAAGGACUUUGACCAUUAUAAAAAAGCACUGCAGAUCAAUAUUCAGAAUACAAGGAGUCGUUUUGAGGGCGCGCGAUCAGAGGUGUACGAUCUAAUGAAGAGGAUAAGGGAGGCCCCUCAAGAAUACAGACAGACCAGCCCCAUCAGUUGUGAAGGUUACCUCUAUGUACAAGAAAAACGGCCGCCUCCCUUCGGCUCAAGUUGGGUCAAGCGCUACAGCACGUUUGUCACAAAGCAGAAGAUUCUGCACAUGGUGACCUUCGACCACAAAUCCGGUGGCAAGAUAGGUGAGACAGAAUCCGUCACGCUCAAAUCCUGUCUGCGCAAAACGCCAGACGUGUUGGACAGGAGGUUCUGCUUAGAACUUGACAUUACGGAUCGGCCUGGCACGGUGCUGACAGUACAGGCUAUGUCAUCGGAUGACUACAAGUUCUGGAUGCAGGCCAUGGAUGGGAAGGAGGCUUCUGGACCCUAUCUCGCGAGGACUUAUUCUAAAGAAAGAGGCAUUGAUGCUCAGCUGAAUGAUGUCGGUUUGAGUUUUAUGAAGAAUUCCAUCAGCGCUAUAGAGACCAGAGGUAUUAAUGACCAAGGCCUGUACAGAGUUGUUGGGGUGAGCUCCAAGGUCCAGAAGCUUCUCUCAUUAAUGAUUGAUGAGGAGAGCAAUGAAGUGGACCUGUCUACCAGCGAGGACUGGGACGUGAAGACCGUAACGAGUACACUGAAGCUCUAUCUGAGAAGCCUCCCGGAGCCGUUGAUGACCUAUGGACUUUACAAAGAGUUUAUUUGCCUCGCAAAGGGCGGCAGUCCGGAGUCCCGCAUCCAAGCCGUCCACUGCCUGGUCCACAAACUCCCGGAGAGGAAUCGAAAAGUCCUCGGGCUGCUCAUGAAGCAUCUGGCCAAUGUGGCAGCUCACAGUAAACACAAUCUGAUGACCGUGGCCAACCUGGGCGUGGUGUUUGGCCCCACAUUAAUGAGGCCACAGGAGGAUACCGUCGCCGCCAUCAUGGAUUUGAAGUUCCAGAACAUCGUGGUGGAGAUCCUCAUUGAACACAAUGAAAAGAUCUUCGCGGAUGCUCCAGAGUCGUGGCCUCUUUCACCUCCGGCCCAAAUAGUGUCCGCUCCCACAAGGCAGUCCAAGAAGCAGAGUCGACAGAAUCGGCCACUGGCUGUCUACAAUCCACAAGCCCUAGACAUUCAGAAUGUGUCAGCAGUGGGAGACGGUUCCAGCCUCACCGCUGAUGAGACCUCGAUGGGCAGCAAUGAGUCCAUGUCGUCCCAGUCGUCUUCAGCCUCGGCCUCGGAGCUGCCAGCAGAGAAGAGCGACCACGUCUCGCUGAGCGGCAGCCUCAGCUCAGGCAGCAACUGCAGGGCCCCCUUAGCAGGAGCCUCCUGUUCCGCUGCCGGAGCCUCGGCCGAGACCCAAGCUGGCUCCACCACCGAGGAGAAGCCGGAGGAGAGUGUCACCAGCAGGAAAGCCAAGGCAGUGUACCCAUGUGAGGCUGAGCACGACUCUGAGCUCUCCUUCCAGGUCGGCGCAAUAUUCAACGGCGUGACCCAGUCGAGAGAGCCGGGCUGGCUGGAGGGCGAGCUGGAGGGAAAGAGGGGCCUCAUCCCUGAAAACUACGUGGAGAUGCUGCUGUAGCCGCAACACACAACACACGGGGGACAUUUUGUGGACCCGCUAUCGCCUCCGACCACCACGACACGCCUCAACGCUGACUUUCACCAAAGAGUCCAGUUCAUCCAAAUCCCUGAAUUCUGCCAUUACCGGUGGAUCGCCCCAAAACGAUCCCCGAUGGCAGCGGAGAAAGCUCUCCCUCACUUAUACAUGGUAUCCAUGAGCUCCCAAGUCCCAACCUGCCGGGCCGUAGCCAUCAGUGCGGUGGAAAUGACUCUCAAAAUGUUUCACUAUUUUCUAAGGAAUAUCUGGAUUUUCAAAAUGAGGCACAUCACUACUACGAUUCUUUUUUUAUUUAAUCGGCACGGUGAUUUUUUUCCUCACUUUUGGAUGUUAAACACACGGUGUACUGUUUGGUUCUUGGUGCACUAUUUGACGACCGAUGAGCCUCUGGAGUUCACCCGAGUGCUCAGAGGUGAAUUUAAAUACCUAGUAAUGAUUUAAACCAAGUGGGGGGGGCGGGGGGGGGGUCAAAUGAUUGGUCUUUGUUUUGAUGGCUUCUAUUUAAUCUCGCUCAGUUUCCUAUUGAGCAGAGAAACGAUACACUCCCACAAAGCUGAACCUUAAGCUUUGCAUUAUUUUUUUAUCUCCAGCGGCGGGAGAGUUAGUGAUUAGAAAUCAAAAUGUUAUUGUCGGUAGGACCACAAAAUGCAGUAUUUUAACGUGUCACAUCCGUUCAGUGUAUAUAAACUAAAUAUUGAAAUUGAGUUGUGAAUGCCACGUCGUUUUACGAGUUCUAACGUGCAUUGGUUUUUAGCACGUGUGCACGUCCCACCACUUUCACUUUUGUACCUUUUGGGUAUCCUCUUGAUCAACGUUAAACAAAUAAAGUUCUUUUUUUUGUUCUUUACUGAAUUCUGUAUUCUUACAAUAAAAAAAAAAGGGAUGACUGAUCGUUUUAUAAUUUAAAAGUCCUGUCGUUGAGACUUGCCAUCUUAAUUCUUAAAAUGUACACGUGGGGACAGUCACCGAUGUGAAACGCGUCAUUUUCUGAUGACUCGUCUAUUGUGUCGGUGAGAAGGCCCACGUGUUGCCACAGAGUGACGAGCCACUGUCACGUUGAGCCGCGCGGCGUGACGUCAGCCUUCCUGUCCAUCUCGCCAACGCCGAUGGCCUCGCUAUCUAAAAAAAUAAAAAAUAAUAACACAAUGGUCCACCUCCUCAUUCAGAUACAUAUCGGCAUUACGCGGUUUCAUACUUUUUUUAAAUUGAUCAACACACCAGAUGAGGUCCAGGCCGAGUGCCUUGGCCUAGGUGACACAAGGAUCAUGACCGGGGGCCCCUUCGCCUUCAUCCUCAUCCUCCUCAUCAUCAUCUUCCCUCUGCCAGAAUACUGCUGAAUCAUGGAGACGUCCACUCCGCCUGCCUCUCACUCCGCGCACCUCGGAGGAAGUCGCGUCUGAUUGAGGAUCCCGUUUCGGCGGGUUUACAUUUCUCUGGCUGCGCGCCAGCUGUUCUUACGGCUCCCGUGACGCAGUGUCCUUCAGGCCCCGA